Chondrus crispus (carragheen) is the source of this 384-nucleotide messenger RNA. RefSeq lists its product as hypothetical. The record is from RefSeq and is a predicted model, not a curated record. Lineage: Eukaryota; Rhodophyta; Florideophyceae; Gigartinales; Gigartinaceae. The transcript has 4 exons. Bases 73 to 330 code for a protein of 85 amino acids.
CCGCUCUUUUUCGCAGUCCGCUCUCCGGUCUAACCUCUCCUCAUCGCCGGCGGCCUUCUCGUUACCAACAACAUGGCUGAUGUACCUACUUCUUCUGGUUCCAAACCGGGAAGCGUUAUCAACAAACCUGCGGCGGGUACUACCAACGUGCACAAAAUUAUCCGCGACUUCCAGGCUUCCAAAGCGACUGGCAAGUUUACAUUCAAGGCUGGUCGCUAUGACCGUGCUAUCAACCUAGCCUUUGGCCUUGGUAUGUGUUUCGUUCUUGCCAAUGUGGGCCAUGGCGCUUAUCAAUUGGCAAACGGUGUUGGAAAAAAGGACGGCUUUUAGUGCGCAAAAAGGCAAAGCAGUAAAUGAAGUAAACGUCCGGGGUCGUUUUCCUGA